CUUACCCUUCCUUUUACAACUGAGACUGUUGGGGAUUUUUUUUUUUUUUUUUUUUUCUAAAUUGGAUCUGUGGGGAGGAACACAGAGGGGGAGGGCGAACCAAGAGGAAAGGGGAACACUAGGCAGCUAUCAAUCUCCUGUUUCUCCCAGAACAGGUGAUGCUCUGAAUUGCGGCCACUUUCUGGAAGCAGCUCUGCAACUGGAAGGAUGCGCGAGACAUAGGGCGCAGGGCCGGGCGUCGGAUCUGAGCGCGCGGAGGGAGGGCGAACCCCAACUUCGGCCGGCCGCAGCAGCCCGCAGUCUCGCGCCAAGAGAAAAGGACGAGUUAUUACUAUUGCUAUUAUUACAUUAUUUUUCUUCCAAGAGGGUCCCAAACUUCGACACUUGAUCCCUUGCCUUGCAUUGCUUUGGAGGAGACCGCUUGCUGGCUGCGUUGGAACAGUCACGACUGUUGUAACUCACUUUUUAUAUAAAAAAGCCAACAGUAGAGGAUCAGACUUUUUAAAUGUUUGGGAUUCAAGAUACGUUAGGAAGAGGACCAGCUCUGAAAGAGAAGUCACUGGGCGCCGAGAUGGAUUCAGUCCGGUCCUGGGUCCGGAACGUCGGCGUGGUGGACGCCAAUGUCGCAGCGCAGAGCGGAGUCGCCCUGUCCCGAGCCCACUUUGAGAAACAGCCUCCUUCUAACUUGAGGAAAUCCAACUUCUUUCAUUUCGUCCUGGCACUCUACGAUAGGCAGGGGCAACCAGUGGAGAUUGAGCGCACAGCCUUUGUGGACUUCGUGGAGAACGACAAAGAACAAGGCAACGAGAAGACCAACAACGGCACCCACUACAAGUUACAGCUCCUAUACAGCAAUGGUGUCCGCACGGAGCAGGACCUCUACGUCAGGCUGAUCGACUCGGUCACCAAGCAGCCCAUAGCUUACGAGGGACAGAAUAAAAAUCCGGAAAUGUGCCGAGUUCUCCUGACACAUGAGGUGAUGUGCAGUCGAUGUUGUGAAAAGAAAAGCUGUGGAAACCGCAAUGAGACACCUUCGGACCCUGUCAUCAUUGACAGAUUCUUUUUAAAAUUUUUCCUCAAGUGCAAUCAGAAUUGUUUGAAAACAGCAGGAAACCCGAGAGACAUGAGACGGUUUCAGGUUGUGUUGUCAACGACGGUGAACGUGGACGGACAUGUGCUGGCUGUUUCUGACAACAUGUUUGUUCAUAACAACUCCAAGCACGGACGGAGGGCGCGAAGGCUUGACCCAUCAGAAGCCACCCCCUGCAUCAAAGCCAUUAGCCCCAGUGAAGGAUGGACCACAGGAGGUGCCAUGGUCAUCAUCAUUGGAGAUAACUUCUUCGACGGCCUCCAGGUGGUAUUUGGCACCAUGCUUGUAUGGAGUGAGCUAAUAACCCCUCAUGCCAUCAGAGUGCAGACUCCUCCCCGCCACAUCCCCGGAGUAGUAGAAGUGACAUUAUCUUACAAAUCCAAACAGUUCUGCAAAGGAGCCCCAGGAAGGUUCAUUUACACAGCGCUAAACGAGCCCACCAUAGACUAUGGCUUCCAGAGGCUGCAGAAGGUUAUCCCAAGGCAUCCCGGAGACCCGGAGAGAUUGGCAAAGGAAAUGCUGUUAAAAAGAGCUGCAGAUCUCGUGGAGGCCCUCUAUGGAACACCCCACAAUAACCAGGACAUCAUUUUGAAGCGAGCCGCAGACAUUGCUGAAGCCCUCUACAGCGUGCCCAGGAAUCCUAGCCAGAUUCCAACCUUGUCCAGCUCUCCAGCUCACAGUGGCAUGAUGGGAAUCAAUUCGUACGGCAGCCAGCUUGGAGUCAGCAUCUCAGAGUCAACCCAAGGCAAUAAUCAAGGAUACAUCCGCAACACAAGCAGCAUCUCCCCUCGGGGAUACUCUUCCAGCUCCACACCGCAGCAGUCUAAUUACAGUACCUCCAGCAACAGUAUGAACGGCUACAGCAACGUCCCCAUGGCCAACCUAGGCGUUCCUGGAUCGCCAGGAUUUCUGAACGGCUCACCCACAGGCUCCCCAUAUGGAAUCAUGUCGUCCAGCCCCACUGUUGGGUCUUCCAGCACGUCCUCCAUCCUCCCGUUCUCCUCUUCGGUUUUUCCUGCUGUCAAACAGAAGAGUGCCUUUGCCCCUGUCAUCAGGCCCCAAGGCUCCCCUUCGCCUGCCUGCUCCAGUGGCAAUGGAAAUGGAUUCAGAGCCAUGACUGGACUUGUUGUGCCCCCAAUGUAAGAAGGAGGAGGAGGAGGAGGAGGAGGAGGAGGAUGAACUGCUUUAUCGUAGCACAAAACUACUUAUUCUGGUGGACCAAUAAGGAAAAGCGCUCUGAGCUCUUUGAGGAGAGUUGUGCCCCCAGAGGCCGUGAUGGACAGCUUUGGAAACACGAGGGGCCACCGUCAUACUUGGUCUUACAUUUCCCCUGCAGUUCUGAUGGUUACUACACACACUGAUCCUCUUGGGGACAAGGACAAAAGUUGUCAUUGAGGUGGUCAGUGCUAAGAGCAGAAAUGCUUUGUGAUGAACAUUAUGAAAACCAUCUUCCUAUGUUUGUAAAAUAUUUAAGAAAAAAAUUGGCAAACAAUUCAUGCUUAAUAUUUUGGAUACUAUUUGUUUUUCUUUGUAGGAAAAAAAAGUUGAAAGUUUCUAUUUUCUAUGAAGCCUUUCAGAUACCAAUUUAGUUUAUGCAGAAAAAAAAAUUGAACAAAACAGGGUACCAGCAUGGAAGACUUUCUUAAAAUGAAACCUGAAUUGAAUGAUGAAAUGUUGUAUGUGUGUUUGCUUAUAGUUUAAUCUCUUAAAAAAAACAAACAAAAAAGGGAAAAAUUUUAAAAUGUUUUACAAUUAUUUAAAUAAAUAAACGUGUAACUUAUUGUAAGUAGAAGUAGAAAUUAAGACCUUUUUUUGGAAGAGAAUUUCUCUUCCAGAUGUAAAAUGAAAAUGAUGCAAACAUGUAGUAACAAGUUUUAAAGGUGUGUGAUUAUUACUACAUUACUUACUAGACCCUUCCCCUCUGCCAUGCAGCCCCCUCUUGUUCUAUCAUUUUAUUGACCCAUGAGCAAGAACAUGUAACUUAUAUAGAUUUCAUACAAAACCUGAAAAUGACACUCAAAUACAUGCGUGUACCCCAGGCCCCACACCCACCCCUUACUCCUCAGCUCUGGCUGUCUUCUCGGUAGCUUACAUAUCCC
Molecule: messenger RNA, 3189 nt
Organism: Octodon degus (degu)
Lineage: Eukaryota; Metazoa; Chordata; Mammalia; Rodentia; Octodontidae
Gene: Ebf2
Product: early B cell factor 2
Exons: 16
Coding region: 506-2233 (575 amino acids)
Biological process (GO): regulation of transcription by RNA polymerase II
Molecular function (GO): RNA polymerase II cis-regulatory region sequence-specific DNA binding; DNA-binding transcription factor activity, RNA polymerase II-specific
Source: RefSeq, a predicted model, not a curated record